Sciurus carolinensis (gray squirrel) is the source of this 2661-nucleotide messenger RNA. RefSeq names its product bestrophin 1 (gene Best1). The record is from RefSeq and is a predicted model, not a curated record. Bases 935 to 2362 code for a protein of 475 amino acids. Lineage: Eukaryota; Metazoa; Chordata; Mammalia; Rodentia; Sciuridae. Gene Ontology annotation, molecular function: chloride channel activity. The transcript has 10 exons.
GAACUUGCAAUCCUCCUGCCUCAGCCUCCCGAGCUGCUGGGAUUAUAGGCGUGAGACACCACGAUGGCUCCUUUCCCUGUUUUAGACAAGGACGUCCAUGGGAGGACCCAAGCCCACCUGCUGUAGCCCGGUGCCUGGCCAUGACCAUCACCUACUCCAGCCAAGUGGCCAAUGCCCGCUUAGGCUCCUUCUCCCGCCUCCUGCUGUGCUGGCGUGGCAGCAUCUACAAGCUGCUCUACAGCGAGUUCUUCAUUUUCCUGUUCUGCUACUACACGAUCCGCUUCGUGUAUAGGCUGGCCCUCUCCGAGGAACAGCAACUGCUGUUUGAGAAGCUGGCAUUGUACUGCGACAGCUACAUCCAGCUCAUCCCCAUUUCCUUCGUGCUGGGUGAGCGCCCCCUUCCGGCUGUGCGGGGUCCCGUGGCCGCCCCAGGCGCGCGACAGACCCAGGGCAGACCAAGAGGAGCUGCGAGUGAGAGAGGCAGGCCAGUGGCAGGGGUGGCUCUGUGCAGUCCAGGGUCACGUGCAGACUGCACUAGGGAGACUAAAGUUAGACGUGGGGGAGGUCUUCCUGCUGCUGCCACUCCAGACUCGGUUUUCCGGGGGAGGCGCGGGAGCCUCUGCGCAGGAGGGGAGCGGGAGGGAGCGGGCUGCGGCCGCUGGCAGGGAUCCGGGCAGAUCACCCUGGAGGCUCUCGCGCCUCCGUGCGAGGCUCCAACUGCCUUCCCUUCCCGAGAGCCUCCCAGGAGCGCCGGGGCCGGGCCCGCUCGCAUUAGAAAGCUGGAGAAGCCGAGGCAUCACCCGGCGCUGGCCUCUGGCCACAGCCCGGCCGCUCGCCCCUCGUCCUUCGCCCCUCCUGCCCAGGUUUCUACGUGACGCUGGUCGUGACCCGCUGGUGGAACCAGUACGAGAACCUGCCGUGGCCCGACCGCAUCAUGAGCCAGGUGUCGGGCUUCGUCGAGGGCAAAGACGAGCACGGCCGGCUGCUGAGGCGCACGCUCAUCCGCUACGUCAACCUGGGCAACGUGCUCAUGCUGCGCAGCAUCAGCACUGCGGUCUACAAGCGCUUUCCCACUUUGCAACAUUUGGUGCAAGCAGGUUUUAUGACCCGGGCGGAAUACAAGCAGUUUGAAAAAUUGAGCUUACCACACAAUAUGUUCUGGGUGCCCUGGGUGUGGUUUGCCAACCUGUCCACGAAGGCCUGGAUUACAGGUCGCAUCCGGGACCCUGUCCUGCUCCAGAGCCUGUUGAAUGAGAUGAGCACCUUGCGUACUCAGUGUGGACAGCUGUAUGGCUAUGACUGGAUCAGUAUCCCGCUGGUGUACACACAGGUGGUGACCGUGGCAGUGUACAGCUUCUUCCUGGCUUGCCUGGUUGGCCGGCAGUUUCUGGACCCAGCCAAGGCCUACCCAGGCCAUGAGAUGGACCUUGUAGUGCCCGUCUUCACGUUCUUGCAGUUCUUCUUCUACAUGGGUUGGCUGAAGGUGGCAGAACAGCUCAUCAACCCUUUUGGAGAGGAUGACGACGAUUUUGAGACCAACUGGAUCAUCGACAGGCACUUGCAGGUUUCCCUGCUGUCUGUGGAUGAGAUGCACCAAGAUCUGCCCCCGCUGGAGCGGGACAUGUACUGGAAUGAGAUGGAACCUCACCCUCCCUACACAGCGGCUGCUUCCCAGUUCCGGAGACCCUCCUUCUGGGGCUCCACGUUCAACAUCAGUCUGCAGAAAGAAGAGAUGGAGUUUCAGCCAAAUCAGGAGGAUGAGGAGGACACUCACCAGGGCGUCAUUGGUCACCUCCUAGGGCUGCAGUCCCAUGACCACCAUCCUCCCAGGACAAACUCAAAGACCAAGCUACUGUGGUCCAAGAGGAAGCCCUACCUCUACGAGGGUCAACCUGGUAAAGCCAAACAGAACUCUGGGGACCAGGAAGACCCCAAGGCCUGGAAGCUCAAGGUGGUGGAUGCCUUCAAGGAUGCUCCACUCUACGAGAGGCCAGGCUACCACAGUGCCCCACAGACACCCCUCAGUCGCACACCCAUGGUCUUCCCUCCAGAACAGUCGGCACCCUCAGGGCUUCAUGGCCUCACAGGCACUGACACAAAUGACCAAAGCCCAAGUCCUGUGACUUCUGGGGCCAAGAACCAUUUUGAAUCGCUCCCAGAUGAUGGGUCCUUGAGGGAGCACCCGGAAGUCCAUCAUGCAAGGAGGAAAACUGUUGAGUUUAACCUGCAGGACAUAACAAAGCACCCUGAAGAUCAUCUCAAAGGACAUUCGGAACGUUUGCCAAGCAGUAUACACACGAUACUCAAAGAUCAUGCCGCUCCCCAUCACGCCUUGGAAAACAGGGGUGAAACGAAUUCCUAGCCUGUAUCCCAAGGGGAAUGCUUCACCAGCCUGGUCCUCACCUGCCUGUAAUCAACGGGACACUGAUCCAGUCAUGCCCACACAGUUGUCCACACUGGAGUAUGUUCCCAUGACAGCCAGAACUAAAAAGCUGGCUUAAUGGAUAAAAAAAAUGAACUAGUCCAGAACCACUUCAGCCUAUAAAUGUCUUUUUAUACAUAAAACCUGUACAAACUAGAAUGAACCACUGGAAACAUAUAACUCAGAAUCAGGAGUCCUCAGUCCCAGCUGAAUUCAACACACCCAUACCUUGGUAUCUU